AUGGGGGAACUCAAAAAGUUUUUUCAAAAAUUGUUAAAUAUUUUCCUAUAUUUUUUUAAAAUUUCAUUUUUGAAAGUCUUCCCCUCCUCUCCCCUCCAAACUCCCAAACAUAGUCUAAAGCAAAUCACGUUACCACGAUGUGGUGUCCCUGACAUGAAUUUCGAGUAUGGUUUCACAGAUUCAGUUAAUGUGUCUUGGCCGAAAGGAAAUACCUGGUUUCCAUUCGGCGCUAGAAACCUUACCUAUGGAUUUCUUCCGGAGAGUAAAAUUCCACUAAAUUUUACACAAGUGAUGAGAAAUGCCUUAACGCGAUGGUCACAGACUACAAACGUUCUCAAUUUCACCGAAACAGCUUAUGAUGUUGCUGACAUUAAGAUUGGUUUCUACAUUUACGAUGAUGGGGUUGAGGAUGUUGUGAUAGGAGACUCUUAUAUAAGCAAGCAACCCAAUUCUAAUGUAACCUCAGGUGUGGUAUCACUUGACGCUUCCAAGUACUGGGUGUUGCCAGCUGACAACUACACGUGGUCAUGGAAGGAUGGUGAAGUCGACUUGGAGACUGCGGUGAUGCAUCAGAUAGGCCAUCUGCUUGGACUUGAUCAUUCUUCUGAUGAGGAGUCAAUUAUGUAUCCAACAAUAUUGCCAUCACAACAAAGGAAGGUGCAGAGAACAGAUUCUGAUAACAAAGCCAUCCAACAACUCUAUUCCAAUGUUACUAAAGGCAACAACACAAGUAAUGGUUACAUUGGACGCUUCACAUUGUUUGGGUCGAGUAAUGGUUUUGUAAUAUCUUUGUCCCUUGGAUUUGCUUUCAUGGCCAUGCUCAACUAGCUUCUGGAAUUAUACCCUUUGAUUAGGAAAUUAAUUUGUUUGUGUAAUACUAUUACUUCUGUCUAAUUUUCAGUGAUUUCCUACAUUGUAUUUAAAUGUAUUUUCUUAUCGUGUUUUUCUAUGUGGUGCGGGUA
Molecule: messenger RNA, 962 nt
Organism: Vicia villosa (hairy vetch)
Lineage: Eukaryota; Viridiplantae; Streptophyta; Magnoliopsida; Fabales; Fabaceae
Product: metalloendoproteinase 2-MMP-like
Exons: 2
Coding region: 1-828 (275 amino acids)
Biological process (GO): collagen catabolic process; extracellular matrix organization; proteolysis
Cellular component (GO): extracellular matrix
Molecular function (GO): metalloendopeptidase activity; zinc ion binding
Source: RefSeq, a predicted model, not a curated record